Molecule: messenger RNA, 2391 nt
Organism: Poecilia reticulata (guppy)
Lineage: Eukaryota; Metazoa; Chordata; Actinopteri; Cyprinodontiformes; Poeciliidae
Gene: c1qtnf6b
Product: C1q and TNF related 6b
Molecular function (GO): protein binding
Source: RefSeq, a predicted model, not a curated record
UCUCAACAGAACAUCUGGAAGGAGGAACAGCAGCCUAAACCUCUGCAGUAGGGGGGAGACUGGUGUGCAGGAAGAUAAACUUCUGACUUCUGGAGUUUCAUGAUGGAGGGAGGACUGCAAUGGGUUUGCGUGUGUCGUGUGUGAGUGUACAGAUUUGAGCAGUAGGGAGAGAGAGUGUGUGUGUUUUUAGAGAGGUUUCCUCUAAGUCGUUCCACCGCUCAAUCUGACAGCAGCAGCAGCAACAGCAGCACUGCCUCUUUUCCYCCCUCCUCCUCCUCGACUGUGGAGAAAAUCCACCAGGUGAUGGCAGCCAUGUUGACUGCUAGCUCCAGCCUGCUGUUCCUCCUUGCCUUGGUGUGCUGCGUCUCCUCUUCACCCAGAUCGCCGUCUCGGCUCUGCAGGCGAUGCUGUGACCAGCUGGAUCCACCGGAUCCACCGGACACCACCGCUCAUUACCAAAUGCCUGAAGUCAGAACUGUCAUCAACAUGACCAUUCUCAAAGGUGACAAAGGCGACCGAGGAGACAAAGGCACACCCGGGAAGCCGGGUCUGGAAGGGCCCGCCGGGCAGCGAGGACCCCUUGGGCCAAAGGGCAGCAAAGGCCAUGUGGGCGCCCCCGGCGACGCCUGCAAGAUCCCGCACUCUUCCUUCUCCGUUGGGCGUCGCAAGUCCCUGCACAGUGUGGAGUACUACCAGGCGCUGGUCUUCGACACGGUGUUCGUCAACCUCCACGAGCACUUCAACAUGUUCAAGGGGAAGUUCUACUGCUAUGUGCCGGGGAUCUACUUCUUCAACGUCAACAUCCACACCUGGAACUUCAAGGAGACCUACCUGCACCUCAUGCACAACGACAAGGAGAAGGUGAUUCUGUACGCGCAGCCCAGCGAGAGGUCCAUCAUGCAGAGCCAGAGCGUCAUGCUGGACCUGGCCCUGAACGACGAGGUGUGGGUCCGCCUCUACAAGCGGGAGCGCGAGAACGCCAUCUACAGCGACGACGUGGAUGUUUACAUCACGUUCAAUGGAUACCUGGUGGCGCCGGGCAUCCAGUAAGACUGGAAGUGAAAUCGGGAUUGGCGGAGCAUCUAGGUUCGGUUAUUCACUUUUUUUUUUCUUUCAAUUCUCUCAAUGUUCUCUACUAGAAUAUUGUGUAGUAGAAAACAUUGUACAAGUGGUGCUAUUGAAUAUUCCUUUCACCAGUGAGAGGAAAUGUGCUGCUUUCAUAAAUAGAGGCUGUCCAAAAAAAUAAAAAUAAAGAGGAACAAUAAAUAAGUAGUAUUUGGGAAAGAAAGCAGAGAAAUCUUUUUGUACUUGAAUUAUAUUUUUGUACAAAUUAUGUCAUGUUUGAUGUUCUUUGUGCUGCUAAAAAUUUCCUCUGAAAUCCUUUUCACAGGGUUUAUGGAAGAAAAAUUAGUUUAAAUGCAAUCAGACCAACUAUAAAAUAUUUAUAGGGCCAUCUCUUGUGGACCAAAUUUAGUUAUUAGCUAUUAGCUUUAGUAGUUAGCUACUAGCUAUAGUCAUUCGCUAUUAACUUAAUAAUUAGAUAUUAUCUCAAUUAUUAGCUUUAGUAGUUAGCUAUUAGCUAUUAACUUCUUUAUAAGCCAUUAGUGUUAGUUGUUAGCUACUAGCUAUUGCGUUUAGCCUUAAUUAUUACCCGUUAACUUUAGUUAUUUUCUAUUAGCUAGAGUUAUUAGCUAUUGACAUUUGGCCAUCAAAAGUAGACUCCAUCAUGGUAAUGUUCAAAUCCCAAUAUCAUCUCUCCGUGUUUUUAAAAAAUUUAAUUGCACACUUUAUGACAAAUGAAAUCAAAUCUAUUUUUCAUAAUUUUGUCUAUUUGUUUUCUCUCACAUUAGAAAUUAACUGAGUGCAUUCUUUUUACACUUGAUUAAAAAAAAUUAAUUCUCACCCUGAAUAAAAGAUGAAUGCUACUUUGAUAAAUCAUUAAGUGGAAAUCAAUAAUGAUGAUCAAUAUCAAAGAGAUCUGAAGCACGAACGACACAUAUGCUGCAUAAAAAACUCUCUAAAACAACCUGACACUAAUUUAGCAGUACAAACAAGUACAGACGUCAUGCCAGUGUGAACACUGCUGCAGCAUUUCUUUCCAAUUCCCAUGCAGGCCUUGUCUUACUCUUCAUUAAUUUUUCCCAAGAUGCAUUUUGUUUGGUUUAAAAAUUGGAAUACCUCUGGAGAGAGUCCUCCAUAUUGUAAGUUUGACUGUCAGAAGUUUCCGUUUAUUGCUCAUAGCUAUACUUUGUCUGACCUAGAUUUUAAUAAGAUUCUUCAAAACUGUCUGACAGGCCAGGAGUAUUUUUCUGUUUGCUUGUUUUCUCAGAGUGCUGCAUUAAUUAUAAAUGGAAUGAAAAGAGGCGCGGCUGAAUACAAUCUUGUAAAAAA